AACACUUUUAAUUUUUGGAUAUUGCGGUUCUACUUCCGGAAAAACCAGUCGGUUCGUUGUGUGUAUUACAGCAGGAUAGUGCCAAAUUGGUGAGGCUAGUCCCCAUAAGCAGUUGAUUUUUGAGAAGAUUGGACAGUCAGGAGGACAGUGGUUGGAUAUUCUACACGCAGAGGCAAGUGUGUUCUGCUAGACUUGUGUGCCCGUAUUCAAUCCAUCUUGAAUCUUGUCAUCUCGACCAAAUCAUGGAAGUUCACGCAGAAGUUUCUCCGGGACUUUUUGACUUGCCUCUUCCAAUCAAUGACAAGAACAUCGACAAAGGUGCUGUUCAAAGGAAACUUCUGGAUGUCGAACAUGACUUGAAAUCACGGCUAGACAGACCUGAAGAGCUCGCCAUACUAAACCUCCUUGGUGUGUUCAAGUUCAGUCUCAAACGUUUCGGCGAUGCACUGGAAGACUUCCGCGCUGUUCUUCAAAAGGACCCAGAUAAUCUGAACGCGAUGGCCAAUAUGCAACACGUGUUGACUAAACUUUACAGAAUGAACGAAGCCAAGACCUUCCAAAGUCAACUUGAAGGUUGGAAUGCUCACGCUGCGGAGGGCGCCGCCAGUGCCCAGGUUUUAGACCCAGCAGAUCAAACCGUUAUUAAAGCAAGGUCGAGAUGUCUAGCUGAGCAGGGUUACAUGUUCGCUGCAGCUGACAUUCACACAGAUGAUGCUAGUAACGAGAGAUACCAGCAAUCCAAUCAGAUCUUCAAGCAGGCACUCGUAUGUGCAGGUGAAGCUGUUGACACACCGGAACGAGAUUUCUGGGAGUUUAUGAUCGCUAAAAACGCCAACAAACUCUUUACUUCCUUCACAUAUAAGGAGGAUCGGAAAAAGACUCAAGACUACUUGGAAGAAUCUGUGCAACUAUUUUACGGAUUAACUCAAAGGAGUCCUGGCGACCCCGAGUAUCAGUGGGAAAGCUGGCGUAACAUGGCCGACAUAUUUCGUCGGAUAAACCUAACAAAACUUCUGAGCCACAGCCUUGAUCAAUUGAAAGAAUUGAGACAUUACAUCGAGUCUGAUCCAGAGGAAUGUAUGAAGAAAGCAAUGGAGAUAAGUCCCGAUAACCCAAGACUUCUUGCCCGCUAUGCAAACUUUGUGUACUCUUUGAAAAGAGACACAUGUACCAAGAGGGCGCUCGAUUUGCUGGAUAGAUCAAUCAGCCUGGAUGACAGCGACUACAAUUUCUACGCUUUCAGCACGAGGGCAACGAUUCGUUUGAAAACCUACCAGUGGAAACUUAGGAAGUCAGAGGAAGACAGCACACGAUGUACCCCGCCGAAACUUGAGCUCCUGGAAAUGGCAAGUGCUGACCUGGAGAGAGCGAUAGAAUUUCGCAACACUUCGUGGAAUCUGAUGGACUUAGCUGAUGUCUGUUGCCACAAAGUGAAACAUUAUCCAUCGGGGGAUCCAUCACAGCGUAAGUGUAUCGAAAAGGCUUUCGAUUUACUCGCCCGAGCCCAGGAAUGUAACGAUCAAAAGAAGGUCCUCAAAAAUGUCAGCCGGUCCCGCGGUCGGAUCUUCUUUGACGUAGGCGAGUAUCGGCAGGCAAUACGUUGCCACCAAAUGGCGGUAGAUCUUGAGCCUGCUGUCACUACUUUCACAGGUUACUACCAUGAGCUGUUUCGUAGCUACCUUUGUCUAAUGAAGAGCAAACAAGAAGAUGACAUUUUUCAUGAGAUGGCAGAUUCUUUGAGGAAAGCGAUAAAUAAAUACGGAGGGGGUAAGCUAAUAACCCAUUGUUUUGGCCGCUUGCGAAAUGAGUACAUAAAUGAAUUACGGUUAUUCACAGAGUUUUGUGAGAAGAUUGUCGACAAUAAGGGAAUUUUGUACGUACUGGAGUCCAAGGAGCCUCCAUCUCCGUUAACACCACCGAAAAGACAAGGUGGAACCCUUGAGAAAGUAUGGUUAAACACACCACCGAGUCAGCAAGGAACCAUUGAGCACGUAUGGGCAAAUCCAACCCAACCACAUCGGCCAAAAGCUUCAUUGAAGGUGAACCUAAUGGAUCGGUUCAAGCCACUUUCAGAGAAACCAGAGCUUCGUGGAAACAGGAGUGAUGUGGGGUCGACGGCAGUGGUUGGAGGAACAAACACCACGGAUGAAGAUGAAGGUAUAGCGCCACUGAGUGGAAUCAGGUGCACGAAUGUCAAACAGUCAUCAGAUCAGGAGCCUCCCGGCAGCAGAAGUGAUGUAAGGUUGGCAGCUUCCCAGUUUGAAGGGUCAGACACCCAUGAGGAGGAGGAGGAAGGUAUAGCGCCACUGGUGAGUAGAUUUGGGGGCAUGGAGUUCAGCGUCCCAUCAGGUCAGGAUGUCCAAGAACCAGGAGCACAAUCUCAGCCACCUGCUGGGUCUCCAUCAGGCGCGGUGAGUCCUGACAAAGAUCAAAAGUUCUUGUUUGAUUUCUAUGUUGCACACGGAGAGAGUGACGAAAAAUGGGUUGAGGACACCAUUCUCCAUGAGUUAACGAUUAUGCGAGACUUAAAGGGAUGCACGUAUAAAAAAGAUGCAACCCUGGGGUCUUGGGUAUAUUCGGGUAAACUUGAUCUGAUGAAGCAGUGUGCCUGUAUCUUGGUCCUCUAUGGGGAAGAUUUUAAAGAUGAGCAGUACUUAGUGCAACAGACACUCAAAUUAAAAAAGGAAUGUGGUAUGAAUGUUAUUCCAAUAGAAAGGGAUGGAUUAUCGGUACCUGAUGAACUAAGCGUCAUGACAAGUUUUAAUGCCAGUGCUAAGAGAGUAGAUUGGAAUAGACUGGCGCAGUCCAUUAAAAACACGAAGGGUGCCCCUAGCUAUAAUAUGGGACAAGGACUGAAACAAUGAUGCCCCUGAGAAAGUUAGGAUAUACCGGUUGUGUGGUAAACUGGAACACAAGAAGCAGUGAGUGUGCCUGUAUUUUGUUCCCCUAUGUGGAAGAUUUUGAAGAUUUGAUCCAAAAGAUACUGAAACAUGUACAGGAAUUUGGCUUGAACAUUAUUCAAAUAGAUAUUUGAUUGGUGGUAACCAUAGAAACGAGUGUCUUUAAAGGAAUAUUACAGAAUUGGUAAGAAAACAAAAUCGUGAAGAUCAUAGAUUUACAUCAAACUU
Molecule: messenger RNA, 3128 nt
Organism: Asterias rubens (European starfish)
Lineage: Eukaryota; Metazoa; Echinodermata; Asteroidea; Forcipulatida; Asteriidae
Product: tetratricopeptide repeat protein 22-like
Exons: 2
Coding region: 243-2864 (873 amino acids)
Molecular function (GO): protein binding
Source: RefSeq, a predicted model, not a curated record